Molecule: messenger RNA, 933 nt
Organism: Cucurbitaria berberidis CBS 394.84
Lineage: Eukaryota; Fungi; Ascomycota; Dothideomycetes; Pleosporales; Cucurbitariaceae
Exons: 3
Coding region: 50-595 (181 amino acids)
Source: RefSeq, a predicted model, not a curated record
GCGGGGCCAAAGUAUUGAAUGGACCAAGUAACGUACUUGCCUUUCAACCAUGGAACAAGACAUCGAAGUCGAAUUUAUCAUCACAGGCGGCGCCUUCCUUGAUGUCGUGUCUAUCGCAGAAGAACCGCCCAACCGCAACGUUAUCCAUCGUCUCACCUCUCUACCUGUGCCUCACCUUGUGCAAUUCGUCAUGUUUAGAUUCCCUCUUCAGCGAAUUCGCUCCGAUCUCAAGCGCGCCUCAUCCACCCCAGUUCGAACACUCACUGGGAGCUCGGCACCCGAUUGCUACAUGCGUGCCGGCCAGGCUGUCACCAAACGUCAAGCUACACACACAACAGCAAACAAGGGCGAAAUAAUCGAUAAGCUGUGCGCUCGGCUUACGGACGAAAGGCAGACGACUAGAGCCGAGCAGCUUGUCUGGCUGGCAAAGGACUCUCUAGAAGCAUCAGUGGCCCAGAAGAGAGGUGUUGCCAAAAACGACACCAUGAAGAUGGAUGACAAAAGCCAGAGCUUUGAGGAUCAGACAAGUUCCGCAACCGAAUCACCACGUGGGCAGGCGUGGGAAGGCCUGUCGAUAUGGUCGCAUCUAUGGUAGAACUGGUAUGCCAACAACCUCGAUCUUACUGAAACGCCUGAAACAGUCUCCCCAGGUGCGAGAUAUGAUGGGGCAUUCCAUAUCGAACGUGGAGACGCUUCGUGCUAUAGGAUGGGAAGGCCAUGGGCAGCUGAACUAAAGGUGGUAUGAGACCAGAAGAUAUUGCAUGCUUCCUCACUAGUCCAUCUUCGAGCUCUUGUAGCGAAGCUAGGAUACGUAGUUGUUAUGGGCAACCAACUACUCACACCAGUAAUACGAAUAGCCAACGCUCCCUAUGUAGACUAUUGACCUAGGUUAACACACGUAUAAGGUAGUGCGUAAUACACCGAAAUGCCCGC